AUGAUUAUUGUCAAGCACUUCCUCACCCUCACUGACUCAAAGAUUAUCCAUCUUUCCUCGUCCCCCCCCAAGUACUUGACCCAACGUGCCGGUGAGACAGGUACACUACUGCAACACAAAUCUCACUUGUACAUUGUGCUUCAACAAGUCCAAUGUUCAUUACCCACUACCGACAAAGAGGAGAAAGUACGGCAGACAAAUUGGACGAAGCCGAAAACGCCGGGUACCUCAGGAAGUACAUAUGAGCAACCGGCUUUCCUAGUCCAAGAGUGGGGGAGAAAAAGAGGAGCGGCACGUGAGAAGCAAAACAGCACCCGGUCAGAUGUUUGGCGAUAUCUUAAACCCUCUGCUCGCUCACUGGCGAGUAAGAAGGCAAUGAUUGUGAUAAAUCGCGAGUGUCCAUUAGCCGAACGAUGUGUCUUGGAAAGACUAACCGCCAAAGCCCCUCCGCUGCAUGAACAAUUGAGAAGAAGAAGCAACGCAACAUCGGCCGGCAAAGACGGCCGGCCUAUGAGGAGGGAAGAUGAAGCCGGUGAAAGCCCCAACGUUCUGGAAAAGGUCAGUGACUGGCUCCGGCUACUUCUCCGAGAGAAGCGAGAGGCCUACUGCUACUACUCAGUUUUCUAUUUGGAGGAUUGA
Neurospora tetrasperma FGSC 2508 is the source of this 639-nucleotide messenger RNA. RefSeq lists its product as uncharacterized. The record is from RefSeq and is a predicted model, not a curated record. The transcript is spliced from 5 exons. NCBI's taxonomy places the organism in Eukaryota, Fungi, Ascomycota, Sordariomycetes, Sordariales, Sordariaceae. The coding region runs from base 1 to 639 and encodes 212 amino acids.